Messenger RNA from Danaus chrysippus (African queen), 2250 nucleotides. The record is from the annotation of a GenBank genome assembly. NCBI's taxonomy places the organism in Eukaryota, Metazoa, Arthropoda, Insecta, Lepidoptera, Nymphalidae.
AUGUUUCAAGAUCGAUUAAAAAUUAUGUUAAAUUUUUUUAAAAGAGCCUCUAUUGUGAGUGGGGGUGUAUUUAUUAUUUAUUAUCACAUAAAAGAAACAAAUAAACGUAUCGGUAAUAUAGUAAACACAAACGUAUUAGAUGUUGAGAAAAAGUUCACUGCAGAAUAUAUUUAUAUAGAUGACCCUUCAUAUGAGGCUGCAAUGAAAACACAAAGAGAUAAAAAAAGUUUUAAUGCAUUGGGAUUCUCUCGAAUAUGGAAAAGCUUAAAACAUUCAUUGGCUUGGAGGCUGUUAUGGCUUUGUCGCCAUGGAAAUAAGGAACAAAGAAAUAUAGCUUUAGACCAAUUAGCUGCUUUUAAAAAUAAUAAAAUUUGGGAUUGUUUAAAAAUAGCACAAGCCCUUGAUAAAAAUACUGCUGUUUUAUUAGCGCGAACUUUUGCAUGUGACUUACGAUACUUCUUACCUCCUCCAAUACAUAUCAGAAAAGCAGCCAAUACUUCUGAACUUCUAUCAUAUAAAUUGCGAGACAUGAUAAGUCAUGUUCAAGCCUUGAAUCCACAUAGUUGUAUUCAGUACUUUCUAUCAAAAUAUUUUAUAAAUAUUCAAGAUCAGGUGAUUGAAGUGGAUAGUGUUCCAGCAAAACCUGAUAAUAUCAAUGAGAAACAACUUUGUAUUUUAUGUCUUGAUGCAUUACAUCAUCAUCUGUUUUUAUUUAAUGAUAGUACUUUCGAUGAAAACUCUUCUGUUGCUGCUUUGAAAGAAUUAGGUAUUUUUGCAAAAUUGGCAGAACUGAUGUUGAGAUACAGAAAUGACUCUGAAAUUGAUUUUGCAGUUCUUAAGGUACUGACAGUUCUUAGUGUGUAUCCUAGCCUUCUAAAAGAUUUUUUUGAGAAUGGUCUUAUAGGAGAGCUUGCUCGACUAAUUAAGUCAUGUGAUAUUAGAUUGGCAAGUUCAUCAGCUGUUUGCUUAGCCAAUUUAUCUGGUGAAUACCAUUAUAAGCCAGGUUUAUAUUUGCUCCAUCCCUUAUAUCGUACCAAAAGUAAUCAUACUUGUGAUAUAUUGCUCGUUCAUGGUUUGAGAGGAGGUGUAUUUGUUACUUGGAGACAACGAGAUAAAAAAUGUGCAGAACCUGUUGGUAUUAUUGAAGUAACUGUCUCUGAUGUUGAAUGUGAUCCUUGUGAAAAGAACAACAAUGUCACAAAAACAUAUUUUGAUCCUGAACUUCAACAAGUUCUUGAGGAUUUGAAGGAAUUGGAUGAUGAAGCUUUACUCACAAAUUUAGAAGUAGUCUUACAUGAUAUUCCUAUAUCUGCAAAAAGGGAACCUAAUAGUACCAAUCAAUACACUGCAAAUAAAAAACGUCUGGCUUUAAUACAGGAAGAAGAAGAUAAAUGUAAUUAUACACAUUGUUGGCCUAAAGAUUGGCUACCACAAGAUUGUGAUAGUUUGAGAAUUCUUGGUUUCAACUACUGGAGUAAACUUUCUGAAUGGCUAGAGGGGUGUCCUCUUAAAAAUGCAGAUAUUGGAUCUAGAGCUGAAGAACUUGGCUCCGUUUUAAUUAAUGCUGAAGUUGGUAAAAAAAGUAUUGUUUGGCUGGCUCACUCAAUGGGUGGUCUUAUAGUAAAAAAAUUAUUGGUAGAUGCAGCACAAAAGAAUGAACCAGGAUUUGAAAAUCUGUGUCAAAAGACUAAAGCAGUGUUAUUUUACAGCACUCCACAUAAGGGAAGUGCCUUAGCAACAAUGCCUCGAGCUGCAGCAGCAAUUCUAUGGCCUUCACAAGAUGUUAAACAAUUACAAGAAAAUUCACCUGUUCUACUAAAUAUGCAUAAUGAGUUUAUAAAAUUUGCAGAUUUGUUUCAUUGGGAAACCAUUAGUUUUGCAGAAACACAGCCAACUUUAGUAACAGCUUUCAAAGUUCCUGUUCAUUUUGUAGAAUCAUUUUCAGCUGACUUAGGUCGUGGUGAAUUCUACGAAUUGCCUCUUGACCAUCUGUCAAUAUGCAAACCAGCUACGAGGCAAUCAAUUUUAUAUACAACAGUAUUAGAUGUUUUAUUAAGAGUUUCAUCUUGUGAAGUUCAAUUAAAAUACACCGACUCACACAUUUUAAGACUAUUAUAUGCCUUUUGGUCUCUGGUAAAAAGUAAAUUUGGUUUGUUAAAGACUAAUUUGGAAGAUAAACAAGGAAAUGGAAAUCAACACUGGAUUGAAAAAACUUUACUUCAUGCAUUUACUGAUGACGUUAUAACAUAA